Molecule: messenger RNA, 1086 nt
Organism: Heterostelium album PN500
Lineage: Eukaryota; Evosea; Eumycetozoa; Acytosteliales; Acytosteliaceae
Exons: 1
Coding region: 1-1086 (361 amino acids)
Source: RefSeq, a predicted model, not a curated record
AUGCCAAAAAGAUUAAUUAGUGAAGAGACUGAUGAAGUAGAUUCAUCAUCAGAAGAUCAAGUCAAAAAAGUACAAAAGUCAGAUGACUCUGAUGAGCUUGAUGACGCAGCUACAAUCGAUCGUCAACGGAUUCUCGAUAUCCUCGAGAUCAAGAAUAUAAAGACAGCAAAAGAAGAGGAAUUCAAAGAGAUCUUUGAUAAUAUGGCCAAUAGGUUGAUGAACGAUGUCGUUUUGAUGGUUGGCGGUAUUCCCUAUGUGUUGGUGGAAAUCGAAUAUUACUUCAAGGGCUACAAUCAUGUCGAUCACUAUGCACACGGUGACGAACAUCAACGUAGAAUGGCAUCGUGGUAUUUCCAUCGUCAGAAUGGCGGUGGCUACAAGACCGCCAGCUACAAAGGACUGGACAUCACAUUUGGCGACGGCACUGCCUACGCCGGUAUUUUGAUUCGUGGAAUCGAGCGUGUCGAUGCCAAGACAAACUUGGUGGACGGACCAUCGCUAACAGUCGACAAUCUCCUUAGGGAGGCGGGCGAGCCAGAUAUCCAAUCGUUCGUCACCAAGUACGGAACCUCGCUGUUGCCAGGCGAGAACAAGGGAAUGUAUCUGACAAUGCGCGACCACAGCUCGCGAAAGAAGCCCGACGUAAGAAAACCUAUUUCCUCUGGUCGUGUCGGUUUGACGAUGAAGAUGUACAAGAAGGACAAAGAGUUCUACUUUGGACGUGACUACCGUUAUAUUAGAUUGCCGGAUAAGGUCAAGAAAGGAAAGCACUACAUGAACACCGCACUACACAAGCAAGGUCACAAAGUUGCACAAAUCAAAGACAUCACUAAAUCGACUGCCGCUGCCAUUCAAAAGUGUAUCGAUGCAUUCGAAGCCGGUCUGAAAGAAGCCAAAGAUAAAUCAUCGCUUGAACCAUACAAAGGUGCACUCUCCAACGACGAUUGUUGUAAACUGAUCGGUGUUUGUUACGGACUUGAGAAGCUUAGAUCUACGGGAUCACCAGAUAAAGAGAAGGAUGAUGACAACAACGAUUCAUCCGAUGGCGAAGGUGAAGAAUCUGAAGAAGAACAAAAUGAUGAUUAA